This is a messenger RNA of Betta splendens (Siamese fighting fish), 1591 nucleotides long. It is a transcript of the gene cnrip1b, whose product is annotated as cannabinoid receptor interacting protein 1b. The transcript has 3 exons. NCBI's taxonomy places the organism in Eukaryota, Metazoa, Chordata, Actinopteri, Anabantiformes, Osphronemidae. The record is from RefSeq and is a predicted model, not a curated record. Gene Ontology annotation, molecular function: type 1 cannabinoid receptor binding. Gene Ontology annotation, biological process: negative regulation of signaling receptor activity. Bases 154 to 642 code for a protein of 162 amino acids. Gene Ontology annotation, cellular component: plasma membrane.
GUGAGAGCGUCGCUGGAUUAGGCCUGUGGCAGGUCGGACGGAUUACGGAGCGCGGCGCGGCUGUGCGCUCUGCUCGGUGCCGCUUCUUCACCCACAGCCCGCACCCCACGCUCCCGCUGAUCCGCUGAUCCGGCCCACGGUCUGCGUGGAAACAUGGCCGACGUCCCUCAGAUCGUGAAGAUUGGGAUUUCGCUGAAGAUGCUUCCCAACAACAGCGCGGUGUUCUUCAAAGCCGACGGCGCCAGGUUCGGGCAGACGCGCACCAUCAAGCUGCUGACGGGCUCCAAGUACAAAAUCGAGGUGGUCGUGAAACCGGGAGCGGUCGAAGCCACGUCAAUGAGCAUCGGUGGAGUGACGUUCCCCCUGGAGCAGCAGUCCAAAGACCCACAGUCAGUGGUGUACAGCGGCCAGUACGACACGGAGGGCGUGACGCACACCAAGAGUGGGGAGAGGCAGCCGGUCCAAAUCAACAUACAGUUCACGACGGCGGGGGCGUUCGAGACCGUGUGGCAGGUGAAGUUCUACAACUACAACAAGAGGGACCACUGCCAGUGGGGAAACAGCUUCAACAGCAUCGAGUACGAAUGCAAACCCAACGACACGCGCACGCUCAUGUGGGUCAACAAGGAGACGUUUGCUUGACGGAGACGGAGACGAGUCGUCUCAUCGGCUGUUCAGCGUCGCCACAGCACAAGGCGCGUCCCAGUCCCCUCCCAGUAAACGCAGUGGGAUCCUGUAGCAGCUCGUUUGCAGCGUUAACGCUGUGGGCUGGUUUUACUUAUGGUGAUUAUGCAAAUGUGUUUGUACAGUACUGUGUGUGUGUGUGUGUGUGUGUGUGUGUGUGUGUGUGUGUGUGUGUGUGUGUAACGUGAUGUGCGUUUAGCUACAGUACAUCUGUUUUGCAAACUGAUGUCUCUUUGAAGUUGAGACCUGGUGUAAAGAGUUUCACACAAAUCUGACGUCCAAUUUCUCCCCAUCGUUUCGUGGAAACAUGUUUACGUUAAAAACGAACGGUGGAGGACAAAAUCUACUUUUGAUUCAAAUGAAGGCAAAAUUAUUUAUUUGAAUAUGCAGGCAAACAUGCAGCAUCCCGGCUGUGACCAGUAUUUGGGGUGAAACUCUCUGUGUGUAGACGUGUGUGUUAUUGUGCUACUGUUGUGUGUGCAGUGUGAUGGGGGCUUCGGGUGGAGUUGUCCUCAUAUUCAUGGCAUGUUUAUUCUCUCUACCUCGUCCAGCAACCUUAUCCAUGAAUAUCUGUGUCAUUUUUCAAAACAGUAUUUUUGUACAGUGAACAAUGUCAUAUAUUAUUAUAUUGUAUGUAUUUCGGAGCAAAAGCUGAACUAUACUGAAUUGACCUAUGCAAGACUAUAAAUUAACAGUUGAUUGUUUACAUGUACACAUUAACCUAACAUUUUUGUAAAAGUGUGCUUUAUAUUGUUGUUCUAAAAUGGAAAACGUUUGUGCUCAUUUAAUGACUUACAUGAUUGUCACCAUGACGACAGUGAGUCUGAAGCUAUAGGGACGUCCUGCAAAAAGCACAAUCAAAGCUGAGGUUUCACAUCCUGUGUCACAAUAAAAAAGCCAGAGCUUC